Molecule: messenger RNA, 565 nt
Organism: Aphanomyces invadans
Lineage: Eukaryota; Oomycota; Saprolegniomycetes; Saprolegniales; Verrucalvaceae
Exons: 1
Coding region: 38-517 (159 amino acids)
Biological process (GO): response to oxidative stress
Source: RefSeq, a predicted model, not a curated record
GCAUUGUGCAAACGCAACAAUUCAAACCGAGUUUACUAUGUUCCGUCGCGCUGUCCCCGCCUUCCGCCGGAUCCACCUAGCGAAUGCUCCAGCUCGUCGCGGCAUAGUGACCACUGUGUUGGAUAAGGUUAACUACACAGCCCAUGUUGUUACGACGGGUGGACGUGAAGGACACUCGAAGUCUACCGACGGCGGCAACUUGGACAUCAAGCUCGGCGCGAAGGGGGUGAACCCGGAACAAUUGUUUGCCGCAGGAUACUCUGCGUGCUUCAUGGGUGCGCUGAAGUACGUUGCUAGCAAAGACAAGAUUACCCUUCCAGAUGGCUUCAAGAUUAACGCCAGUGUGGACCUUGGCCCCAUACCGACCGGGUUCGGUAUUGCCGUCACGUUGGAAAUCAACCUGCCCGGACUUGACAAGUCCGUUGCUGACCGCGUGGUCAAAGCCGCCGAUAUCGUGUGUCCCUAUUCGAACGCGAUUCAAAACAACAUUGUCAAGGAACUCAUCGUUAAGGUGUAGUGCAACACAUUUUACUCCCUCUAGUACAUAUUUCGUACAUCGUUUCUA